UACCUACAAAUGCGGCUAUCGAGAGAAGUAGGACGAGAUUGCGCAACGGACCGGGGGAAGCACUGAACUGGGACAUUGCGUGGUGGCGGUGUGGAGCCUGUUGCAGUUGGUUCAAUUAGUGUCACAGAAUUCGCUGCUGUUUCUAUAUUUUCUCACGCCAGCUACUAACGAUGAACUCAGAGGCGAGGCAGCGGCAGGAGAACUCAUCCAUUGAUGUAACCCAGAGUGUGGAAGAGGAUCCUCUAAUAGACUAUCCCCUUCUUUAUGCUGAUGCUCUCGUUGGUGAUGUGAGAGCUCCUUUCAAAGGUGUGCCAACAGUAUGUUGGGCAAUUCUGUUAACAUUUCUGCAUGUUGCUUUUGUAGUUCUGGCAUUUCUUUCGGUCUUUUUCUGUGCUCCACCAGCUGACCUUUGUAGAGAUAUCCUUGGGUCCUUCAGCCUUUUGACUAUUAUAACAAUUACAAAAGUUGUCCUUUGGGCUCUACAUGCUGUCUUUGAAUAUUACUUGCAAGCUCAGCAUUCCAAAGCCAGGCAUAGAGGCUAUCUCACACUGUACCGCUCCACAAGGCAUCUGAAGCGGCUACCACUACUUAUUCAUUCUGCAGGAAAUGCAAUUCUCCUGCUACUCCUUUCUAUAUGGAUGCUGCUUGAGCAGAAAACUCUAGUGAUGUAUCUCAUUCUUGGAGCCCUGACAGUGGAGCUUUUCUUUUCAUCGACAUGCCUCAUCAUUUACACAGCAAAGAUUAUAAAGUUCAAUCAAAUGGAACCAUGUCCUGAUAUCCAAGAGGAAGAACGAAGGCAAAGAUGUCCUAAUCUCAUUAAUGUUCUGUCUGAGACUGGAUUCAGAGAUGGAUCAAACUUGGAAAACCUUGUAGAAAAGCAAGCAGACCUCAUUGAUUACUUGAAAAUGCACAAUGUGAAUUUAAGUAAAAGACUACUUGCUUUAAUCUCUCAGCAAGUCCGAGACUGAGAUUCUGAAAGAAGAGCUGCUAAAGAUCGUGAUAAACCAAAGAAUAAAGAAAGGCACAAUUUGUGCUGUGGAUGAGUAAUGUCCGAACUGGUAAAACCAUUUGAAAGAAACAUUAAUGUGGUAUGUAACUUGGUUAAAAUAAUAGAUGGUUGAAGAUUAUCUUAAUUUAAUUUUUGUAUUACUUAUGAAAAUACAUAAGGAGAGAACAUUUGCUACAAACACUAACUUGUUUUACCACUUUAUCAAACUGUUGUUCAAAUCAAUCAUGUAGCAAAAUUACCUUGGAUACCUGUGCCAAAAGACUUUCAAUUGUGAAUUGUAAUCUAGGACAAUUGUACCUACUGUGUAAGUGAAGAGAAUUUCUUGCUUUUGUAAUCUUGACAUUCACUUCUUUGACAUUAAUGAUGUAAGUAUUCAGAAUGACUUUUUUUAAAAGGAAAUCUUGUUUAAGCUAUGAAGAUGUAUAGAAUGUCCCUUUUUUAUUUUGCUUUUCAGUGCUAUGCUAAAUAUUCCAGGUUUAAUAUGCUAGUCACUUCAAUGCAGAAAUGUGUAGGUCAGCUUUUCUGGAUAGCCAGGAGUGCACGAGAAGUGGCUAUCCUACAAUAUUUGAAUUCUAACUUGUAUAAGCUGCAUUGGAAAUGCAAGUUGCUGGUAAUUAUACAAUAAAUUUUUCAUAACGCA
Messenger RNA from Carcharodon carcharias (great white shark), 1649 nucleotides. It is a transcript of the gene tmem192, whose product is annotated as transmembrane protein 192. Gene Ontology annotation, cellular component: lysosomal membrane; late endosome. NCBI's taxonomy places the organism in Eukaryota, Metazoa, Chordata, Chondrichthyes, Lamniformes, Lamnidae. The coding region runs from base 171 to 968 and encodes 265 amino acids. The transcript is spliced from 6 exons. The record is from RefSeq and is a predicted model, not a curated record.